This is a messenger RNA of Cornus florida, 2698 nucleotides long. RefSeq names its product serine/threonine-protein kinase WNK8. The record is from RefSeq and is a predicted model, not a curated record. The coding region runs from base 588 to 2516 and encodes 642 amino acids. The transcript has 7 exons. Gene Ontology annotation, molecular function: protein serine/threonine kinase activity; ATP binding. Lineage: Eukaryota; Viridiplantae; Streptophyta; Magnoliopsida; Cornales; Cornaceae. Gene Ontology annotation, cellular component: cytoplasm. Gene Ontology annotation, biological process: protein phosphorylation; intracellular signal transduction.
GCGUAAUCACAGGCGUACAAGUUAUCUCCCCAUUCAUCGCAUCCAUUCCUCAUUUUAAUUGAUUAGGGUUUUCAAUUUCACUCCUCGCUGUCUUUUGGUCUUUAGAAAAAGAUUUCAGGGUUUUAUAUAUUCUCUCUGUAUAUCUCUGUUCCUCCUUGAUAGGGGGUUAGAUUUUUAGGGCUCAAGCCCUAAAUCUUACCCCUUAGUUUGUUCUUCUAUUUGUCGAUUUAUCUAUAUACAUAUAUAAAAUGUGUGUGUAUAUAUACAUAUAUUUUUAGCAAUUAGAUUACUCUCAUUAAUCCAUUGAUUCUAUAGAUAUCGUGAUGAGUUUAAUUGGAAAACAAAGUGGUGGAGGCAUGCAUCUGAAUCCAAAUUCGGGGAUGAACUUGGUGGUGGGAUGUGGGUUUCGGUUCCGAUCGGCAAUUGAUUCGUAUUCGGUUGCCUGCGAGGCAUUCUCUGAACAGCUUCUCGUUUGAUUCCGUAAUGGAGUCAAGUUCCGAACGGCUUUGUUAGGUCUUAUAGUUAUUCGCUUCUUCUGUCCUUUUUUUUAAUCUCUAUUUCGGAUCGAAAUUGUUUUUGUUGUUGUUAUGAAUUCCAAAGCAGGUUUGAUGUUGCCCAAGAAUGAAUCGUUUGGGAAGGCAAAAUCAAAUUUAGAACCUGAUGUAGCUGAGGUUGAAAAAUCCCCCAACGGUCGAUACAUUCGGUGUAAUGAAACUUUGGGGAGAGGAGCAUUCAAGAUUGUAUACAAGGGGUUUGAUGAAGUUGAUGGAAUAGAAAUUGCUUGGAACCAAGUGAGUGUCGACGAUGCAUUACAGUCACCUGAGCAUCUGGAAAGGUUAUAUUCAGAGGUUCACUUGCUGAAGUCCUUGAAACAUGAAAAUAUCAUAAAGUCCUAUAGCUCUUGGGUGGAUGAUGAGAACAAAACUAUCAACAUGAUUACUGAGUUAUUCACCUCAGGGAGCUUGAGACAAUACCGUAAGAAGCAUAAGAACGUUGAUAUGAAGGCCAUAAAGAACUGGGCUAGGCAGAUCCUCCGAGGUUUACACUAUCUCCACAGUCACAACCCUCCUAUCAUUCAUAGGGAUUUAAAAUGUGAUAACAUUUUUGUUAAUGGAAAUAAUGGAGAAGUUAAAAUUGGAGAUCUAGGGCUGGCGACUAUCAUGCAGAAGCCUACUGCUAGAAGUGUUAUUGGUACUCCUGAAUUCAUGGCUCCAGAACUUUACGAAGAGGAAUACAAUGAGCUCAUUGACAUAUAUUCAUUUGGCAUGUGCAUGUUAGAGUUGGUUACUUGUGAAUACCCAUAUAGUGAAUGCAAAAAUCAAGCACAAAUAUAUAAGAAGGUUUCAUCUGGUAUAAGGCCAGCUGCACUUGGUAGGGUUAAUGACCCCCAAGUAAAGCAGUUUAUAGAGAAGUGCCUGGGUCCAGCAUCUCAGAGGUUGCCUGCAUGGGAGCUCUUGAAAGAUCCUUUCAUUUCAUCUGAAAAUUUGAAGGGCCCCAUACGUGAUCCUCUGCAGAUGCCCAAUUUUGUGCACAAACCAGUAGACGUGCCCAACUCUGAUUCUUCUUUCAUGGAUAUAGACCCGAACUACAAUAAGCUUUCAGUUGGCACGUUUACGGGAAGUAUCAUUGAAACUCCUCCUAUUUCAUCCAUAGAGUUUCAGAGGUCCAAUAAGAAUAAUGAAUUCAGAUUAAGGGGUGAGAAAAACGAUGAUAACUCAAUUUCACUAAUCUUGCGCAUUGCUGACUUGAUUGGUCGAGUGAGGAAUGUCCAUUUUAUGUUUUAUCUUGAUUCUGAUACUGCACUUACAAUUGCCAGUGAGAUGGUUGAACAACUCGAAUUGUCAAAUGAAGAUGUUGCUUUAAUAGCUGAGUUAAUCGACAGCAUGAUCAUUGUAUUUUUUCCCAACUGGAAACCUUCAUUUGGUAAUUCUAAUGGAGUAAAAAGUUAUAAUGAGGAUUCUCGUUUAAUUCAGAAUGAUCAGAACCCACUGAGGUGUUCUCUGGAAUCUGGAUCAGUUUGUGGCAUGGCCGUUGUUGAGCAGCAUGUUCUCUCUGAGUUUGAUAAAAUGGAAAAUCAUGAUGGUGAAGAGUCAGCUGGUUCAGAAAUAUCAGCCAAAGAGAAGGCCGCAUCUGCAUUGGAUGCUGAUCAUGACGAUGCUUUAAGAUCUACUGGUUACGUAACGUGUGAAAGCAACAAGGGUUCGAAUGAGUAUGGUUCUGGAAGAUCCGAAGGCAGUGUUGGUGGGUCUAUCAUAAUGAGUGAGAUGACGAAGAACUCAGAUAUCUCCUUUGUUGAUUCGUGCAGUGCAAUAUCCAAUGAUUUGAGCUUGUUGAGCAUGUCUUCUCAAUUUCCAACAGACAAGGAUGAGUGCAAAGAGUUGAAAUUUGAGCUUGGUGCCAUUGAUUCACAAUAUCACGAAUGUUUUCGCCAACUCAUAAGGAUGAGGGAGGAGGCAAUAGAAAACGCCAGAAAGAAAUGGAUCAUGAAGAAAAAAGACAUCCAUUAUUUGAUGUAGAUAGAUUUUCUUUUGCUGCAAAAUGUGUUUAUACUCUUAUUCGAUUGCUGCCCUUUUCCUUGACCCAUUAUUUUGACUGAAGAGUAAGUCAUUUCAUUAUUAAGAACUCGUUUCGCUUGGAUAUUGUUUAAAUACCAUUUGGUUUUUAUAUGUUUCCAGUGAAAGUCUGUUUCAUGAUUCCA